This is a messenger RNA of Lichtheimia ornata, 489 nucleotides long. RefSeq lists its product as uncharacterized. The transcript is spliced from 2 exons. The coding region runs from base 1 to 489 and encodes 162 amino acids. The record is from RefSeq and is a predicted model, not a curated record. NCBI's taxonomy places the organism in Eukaryota, Fungi, Mucoromycota, Mucoromycetes, Mucorales, Lichtheimiaceae.
AUGAGCUACGAUCCAGAAAAGGGAUAUGGCAAUGGAGGCGCUGCUGGCAACGAAGCACCACCACCUCCACCACCUGCAUACCAAGAGCAAGCGAAUGGAAAACCUCCACAGCAGCAGGGUGGAGGCAAUGAAUACAACACCUACAAUCAGCAACAGCAACAACCUGAGAUGCAACAACAACAACAGGGUUACUAUAAUAGCCCUGGCGGCGGACAAGCUCAAACUUAUUACGAGCCACCUCCUCAACAAACAGGCUAUGUGCCCCCAGCACCUAAUAGUACCCAACAAGGCGGUCGCAAUCGAUUCAUGUCGUUUUAUGCUCCUCCCAAUAAUAGGUCUUUGGGAAUGAAGCGUCGUUUGUGCACGACCAUUUGCUGCUGCAUAAUUAUUGGUCUUGUUGUCGGCUUGUCAGCUGGCCUUACACGUAGAAACUACUACAGCUAUAAUAAUGGAUACAAUGGAUACAGCAACACGUAUGGCGGCUAUUAG